Xiphias gladius (swordfish) is the source of this 11771-nucleotide messenger RNA. RefSeq names its product zonadhesin. The coding region runs from base 87 to 11303 and encodes 3738 amino acids. The record is from RefSeq and is a predicted model, not a curated record. The transcript is spliced from 73 exons. NCBI's taxonomy places the organism in Eukaryota, Metazoa, Chordata, Actinopteri, Istiophoriformes, Xiphiidae.
UGUUCCUGCUGUCUGCCUGUUUCUAAGCUAUUAUUAUUACCAUCUCGUCUAAUAAAAUUCCUGAACUUUUCUGGCCUACAUGGUCUAUGUCUGCAUUUGGGUCCUCCUUCCUGUUGCCUUGUACAAAUGCUGAGGGCUCAGGAAGGCCAGAGUUGUGUCCAGCUGGGACUUUCUCACCAGUGCCAGGUCUAACCAGUGAGGCUGGCUGUCAGCCUUGUCCCGUAGGGUUAUACUGCAGAGGACCAGGUCUCAGGGCUCCGACUGGACCCUGCAGCCCAGGCUAUUGGUGCUCUCCUGGUCAGACUGUGGCCACAGCUCUGCCAUGUCCUCCCGGCCACUUCUGCCCACAGGGUAGUGCAGCCCCAGAGCCCUGCCCAUCAGGAACCUACCAAGACAGAGAGAAACAGGAAGCCUGCACUGUCUGUGAGGCAGGUUCCUACUGUGAUUUCAGACUGGGCCUAGCCAACGCCUCUUUGCCGAGGCCAUGCCCUAAAGGACACUACUGCCCUGCAGGUACAGCCCUGCCCAGCCAACACCCUUGCCCUAUAGGUUCCUUUAACCCGAGACAGCGCACGGACAGCCCAGCAGGCUGCAUGCCAUGUGCUGCUGGACAGUACUGUCCUUCUCUGGGACUGUCGGAGCCGGCAGGCCCAUGUCAUGCUGGUUAUUGGUGCAGAGAGGGAGCAUCCUCUCCCAGCCCGCUGGAUGGACUCUCAGGUUCCCUGUGUCCGCCUGGUCAAUACUGCCCCUCAGGCACCACUGCUCCCGUGGCCUGCCCUGAAGGAAGCUGGUCAAACACCUCAGGCCUGCGCAGCCAGGAGGACUGCAAGCCCUGUCUGGGUGGAUUUUACUGUGACUCUGCCGGCCUCACUAAACCUAGUGGACCCUGCAGUGGGGGAUAUUACUGUGUAGAGAGAGCCGUCACAUCCACCCCUACUGAUGGAAUUACAGGGGGACCUUGUCCCAAGGGUUACUUCUGUCCAGAGGGAACUGUUCAGCCUGUGCCCUGUGAUCCAGGGACAUAUGUUGCUGUUACACAUGCUACUCAAUGUGAGCCCUGUGUGCCAGGCUGGUACUGUGUGUCUGGCACUCUGUACCUGUGUCCUGCAGGCUUUUACUGCCCUGAAAGAACUGGAUUUGACUUGAGAAGCUGUCCAGGGGGAACUUACGGUCCUGACCCAGGCUACUGGUCUGUCUUUCAGUGCAGGCAGUGUGAUGCCGGCCAUUACUGCUCUUCUAGAAAUGGCACAGCUGUCACUGGACCAUGUCAGGAAGGAUAUUACUGCUUGCAUGGAAACACCUCUCCGCAACCUCUCUCACAGGCUGCAGGAGAGGGAGGGCCAUGUCCUGCCGGUCAUUACUGCCCCCAGGCCACCGUCCAUCCUCUGCCCUGUCCACGUGGAACAUUCUCCAACAUCACCAAAUUAGUCUCCCAGGAGGAUUGCCAGCCAUGUCUACCUGGUUACUAUUGUGAUACCGUGGGGCUCUCAGCGCCUUCAGGAAAAUGCUGGGAAGGUUUCUUUUGUCUGGGGGGUACAGAUCGUCCUGACCCUCCUUUGAGAGACAGCCGUGGAGGACCGUGCCCAAAAGGUUAUUACUGUUCUGAGGGCUCUGUGGCUCCUCAGCAGUGCCCCUUGGGAACCAUCAGUGCAGAAGAUGGCCGAGCCAGCUGCAGCGCCUGUCCCCAGGGUUAUUAUUGUCCUGGCAGCAGUAAUGGCUCUCUGUUGUGGAGUAAUGAGUGUCCAGUGGGUCAUUACUGCCUUGCCGGGACCUGGUCCAAACACCAGUACCCUUGUCCGGCUGGAUCCAUCAACCCCCACACUCGGAUGGCAUCACCCCAGGACUGCCUGCCUUGCCCUCCAGGCUACUUCUGUGCGUCCCCUGGGAAGGGUGUUGCAUCAGGCCAGUGUGGUGCUGGGUACUACUGCCUCUCUGGGGCCUGGUCACCCACACCAGAGGAUGGAGGGACGGCAGGUGACAGAUGUCCUGAAGGUCAUUACUGUCCCCAGGGCUCCUCAGCACCACUACCCUGUCCCAUAGGACAUUAUAGCAACAAAACCAGGAACAGUCAUCUCUCCGACUGCCUGCCUUGUCCUCCAGGUUUCCUGUGUGUCACCAGAGGGCUCUCUUUCCCUUCUCAUAUCUGUCCGGCUGGUUCUUACUGUCCAGGCAGAGAAAACACCAGCCAGCAGCCCUCUAUACCCUGCUCACCUGGAAACAUGUGCCCACCUGGAUCUUAUAGGCAGGUAUCCUGCUCGCCAGGGACCUACCAGGAUUUAUCAGGACAGGCAGAGUGUGUUAAAUGUCCAGCAGGAUUUUACUGUGCUGGCUCAGUGGAUGCUGAUACUGGGCAUGUGUCUGGGACACUUACUCCCAUGCUGUGUCCUAAAGGACACUAUUGUCCACCAGGAACGCGUUCUGGUGUUGCAUUUCCAUGCCCAGCUGGUGCCUUCAGCAGGCAGAUGGGGUUGUCCAAUGAGUCGGGCUGUGAGCUCUGUCCUCCGGGGAGAUAUUGCAGUUCCUCUGGUCUGGCUGCUCCCACUGGGGUCUGCUCUCCUGGUUACCUCUGUAUCCAUGGUUCUGUUUCUGCCCAGCCAGAGGAGGGCCCAUCAGGAGGUCGCUGCUCUGCAGGGUCCUACUGCCCCCAGGGUACCAGCUAUAUGGUUCCCUGCCCAGCAGGCACUUUUGGCUCGAUAGAUGGGGCGGUUUCUAUAGAAGUAUGUCAGCCCUGUUUGCCUGGCCAUUACUGUGCCAAGGUUGGCCUCUCCGCACCUUCUGGGCCCUGCAAGCCCGGCUUCUACUGCGUAGAAGGAUCCAGAACGCCGACACCUUGGGGUAAUAUCACAGGAUAUACCACGUCUCCAUCCCCACCUCCUGGUGAUUCAGACCUAUGUGAGUUCCAUGGUGAUGUAUGUCCUGCAGGCCACUAUUGUCCUAGAGGGAGUGCAAAGCCAAGCCCCUGUCCUCCAGGCACUUUCUUGGGGAAGUCUGCGGCUGAGUCUGAAGCUGACUGUGAAGCUUGUUACCCGGGUUCUUACUGCCCCUCCUGGGGUCAGAGCUCUGCUGACCUCCUCUGCCCCCCGGGGUGGUUCUGUCCACCAGGAUCAAUGUCUGGACAUCAGACAGGAUGUCAGUGCCCAUCUGGCCAUGCAUGCCCAUUUGGUAGUGCUGAGCCGGUCAUGUGUAGCCCCGGCACUUUUCAGUCUUCAUCUGGACAGUCGGCUUGUAACACCUGCCCACCAGGUUUCUACUGUAUGGAGGGUUCAUCAGCGCCAUCUCCCUGUCCGAUGGGCCAUGUCAGUCCAUCAGCUGGCAGGACAUGCCUCAGUGACUGCUCCCCCUGCCCCCCUGGCUCCUUCUGUAACAGCAUUGCUUUGACAGAGCCAUCUGGACCCUGCAGACCAGGACAUUUUUGUUCCCUGGGGUCCACUGAGCCUUCUCCUGUCUCUCAGCCUCAUGGAGAUGUUUGUCCCAUGGGACACUUCUGUCCUCAGCGUAGUGGGUCACCGAAACCCUGUCCUGUUGGCAGCUUCCGCCCAGAGCCUGGAGCCUCCUCCCCCUCUCACUGCCUCCCUUGCCCCCAAGGGAAAUACUGCCUCAGUCCUGGAGCCUCGCAGCCCGCAGGUCUUUGUUCUGCAGGUUUCUUCUGUUCUGGAGGUGCAGAUAGCCCCACACCUCGAGCCAACUCCUCUUUGUUCAACUGUCUUCAUGAAAUAAUGGAGGUUUAUGUCAUGGGGACAGACGCUGCCUCCUGGAUGCACAAUCUGUCCUGCUUUAAUGACCCCAGUAAUUAUGGGAGAGAUGCUAGGAGGAUCGAAGUGGUAACGGCGCCACAGGCAGAUUCAGACUAUAUUGUGACUCACUCACCGCCAUGUAUUGAGAGUCCACAUUAUGCAUGUUCCACCUACAGAGGAGAUAUAUGCCCUAGGGGUUUCUAUUGUCCCCUGGGCUCUGCCUAUCCCCAGCUGUGUGAGACUGGCUCUUACUGUAACCAAAUGGGUCUGGAUGCCCCAGUAGGGCCCUGUGCUGCAGGAUAUUACUGCCCAAAAGGCUCCUUAGACCCCCAUACCACCCCUUGCCCCACAGGACACUACUGCCCCCUUGGAACUCCCCUUCCUCUGCCCUGCCCUCUCGGAACCAUAAAAAGUUCCCUUGGUGGAUCUACAGUUGAGGCUUGCCAGGUGUGUCCUCCAGGUCACUACUGCCACCAGAGAGGCAGAGCUGAGCCAAGUGGCCAGUGUGCAGAAGGCUAUUACUGUCCUGAAGGACAGAGUUCUGAGAGACCACAACAACAUGUCUGCUCAGUGGGACAUUAUUGUGAGGAGGGCAGUGUCAGAGAGACAGCCUGCCAUCCAGGUAGCUACCAGCUCAGACAAGGCCAGGGCAGCUGUGAGACAUGCCCUCCUGGUUUCUACUGUCAAGAUCAAGGAAUGACCCUUCCACUUCUCUGUGAGAGAGGAUUUUAUUGUCCCAGUGCAUCAGCAAAUCAUCGUCCCUGUCCAGCAGGGACCUAUGGAAAUAUGUCAGGACUGGUUGAGGAAUGGCAGUGCUCACCGUGUGACCCUGGGAUGUACUGUAAAGGAACAGGGAGGACUUUCCCCAGUGGGCCGUGUGCUGCAGGGUUUGUCUGUGUUGGGAAAGCCUCUGAACCUUCGCCAUCAGAUGUUCUGACUGGAUUCCCAUGCCCUCCUGGCUUCUACUGCUCUGUGGGGACCUCUGUACCAAAACCAUGUCCGAAAGGAACAUUCAGCGGGCAGACUGGGCUUGUCGAUGAGUCCCAGUGUCGUAGCUGCAGUCCUGGCUUCUAUUGUUCAGAGACUGGGCUCUCUGUGGUCUCUGGACCCUGCCUGCCUGGUUUCUACUGUCUAGAGGGAUCCCAGACUGCUGCUCCAAUGUCAAGUGUAUCUGGAAGUGUUUGUCCAGCAGGUCACUACUGUGCAGAGGGCAGCAGUGUGCCCUCACCCUGCCCAGCUGGCUCUUACCAAGAUGAGACCGGAGGAAAAGGCAAAGAUGACUGCAAACCAUGCCCUCUUGGCUGGUUCCAGGAUUUAUCAGGCCAGAAAGAGUGUAAUCCCUGUCCUCCUGGGUUCCACUGCCAGUCCCUGAAUGCCAGCCCCACAGGGGGGAACACCACUGGAGUCUCCAGCCCUCUGCCUUGCCCAGCUGGCUACAUCUGUCCCAGGGAUAGUGAUGGUCAGCCAGUCCCCUGCCCCAAAGGCACCUACAGCCCCAGCCAGGGUCUCACUGCCACAGGUGAGUGCCUAGUGUGUCCAGCCAGUCGGUUCUGUGGGUCUGAAGGUCUGGUUGAGCCCUCUGGAUUGUGUGCUUCUGGGUUUCUUUGUCUGAUGGGCGCUACAGUGCCGAACCCAACUGACAACAGAACUGGAUCUCUCUGUCCACCUGGGAUUUUCUGCCAACAGGGGCAAAGAGCAGGUGAUUGCUGGGCAGGGUUUUAUUGUGACUGGGGCUCUAGCAGAGCAGACCAGGAUCUGUGCCCAGCUGGUUUCUUUUGCCCCAGUGGAACACCAGUCCCCGUGCCUUGUCCGGCAGGAACAUUUAGCUCUGAAAGAGGGAACACGCACCAGGACAACUGCACCACCUGUACCCCUGGAUCCUACUGUCCAGUUGAAGGUACUGUACAGCCUGCACUGUGUCCUUUUGGAUACUACUGUCCUCCAGGACUGACUCUAGGACUGGAGUUUCCUUGCCCACCUGGCACUGUGCAGAGCCAGCUUGGAGCCUCCAUUUCUGAUGCCUGCCUGCCCUGCCCUGCAGGAAUGUUCUGCUCUCAGUCUGGUCUCUCCCAGCCCACAGGACUCUGCGAAGCAGGAUACUACUGUCCAGCUGGAUCAACCAGCCCGAACUCUACUGAGUAUCAGGGGAAUUCUACCGGAGGCCAUCUCUGCCCUUCUGGUCACUACUGCCCCUCUGGCACUGGCUAUCCACUCCCCUGCCCCACAGGCUCUCUUUCCAUCUCCCAAGGACUGAAGGGAGAUGACGAAUGCCCACUCUGCCCCCCUGGACUGUUUUGUGACAAGCCUGCUAUAGCAGAGCUCUCAGAUGUUCUCCCAUGUCAUGCUGGUUAUGUGUGCCUGGGUGGCAGCUCCAGUCCCACCCCAUCAAAUGGUUCCCAUGGCUACCUCUGCCCUGCUGGCCAUAGCUGUCCUGUUGGCUCAGCAAGUGAGGUGCCCUGUGAGCCUGGCACUUACAGUCCUGCCCCUGGAGCAGCCCACUGCAUAACAUGCCCCAAAGGGACAAUGUGUUCCUCCUCAGCCACUCAAGAGCCCUCUGUCUGCCCAGCUGGUCAUUUUUGUCCUGCAGGGACAGCCCUGCCUCAGCCCUGCCCUUUAGGGACUUUUAACAACCAGACAGGAGCCCAGUCUCGCUCGGUCUGCACCCCCUGUCCGUCUGGAGUGUACUGCAGCUCAUAUGGAGCCUCAAUGCCACAAGGUUAUUGUUUACAAGGUUAUUUCUGCCAAGGUGGUGCCAUGGGACCAACACCGCAGAGCUCUGACAACUUCCCCAUGAAUGGCCCUUGCCCUAUGGGCCACUACUGUCCAGCAGGAUGCCUCUCACCAAUUCCAUGCCCUCUUGGCAGUAUUCGAAAUGCGACUGGAGGUGUGUCUAUGGAGAACUGCUCUGCCUGUCCUGCAGGCCACUACUGCUCCACUGAGGGUCUGGCCAACCCCAGUGGUGCCUGUGCUGCUGGUUUCUACUGCCCUUUUGACUUCUCUUCAACCACUCCAUACGCCUUCCUCUGUCCAAAGGGCCACUACUGUCCAAAGGGCUCUGCCCUGGCCUUGCCUUGUCCCACAGGAGAGUACCAGCCGAACCUGGGCUCAAAUAGCUGUAUCCCCUGCCGACCUGGAUUCUACUGUGAGGAGGCCAUAGUAGGAGUGCCAUGGCCCUGCCCACCACACUCAUUCUGCCCUGCAGGCACCAGGGUGCCUCAGCCCUGCCCCAAAGGGACAUAUACUCAUUCAAACCAGGGAGGACUACACGAAGAGAGAGAGUGUUUACCUUGCCCUUCAGGGAAAUUCUGCAGGGCUGGAAGGAUCCAGGGCGCGUGUGCUGCGGGUUAUCUUUGUGUCUCUGGGAGUGCAGAUUUCGCCCCUCGGGGACCAGUGUUUAACUUGACACAGUGUCAGUGGGGCAUGCAGUGUGCUGGACCAUGUCCACCAGGUUUCUAUUGUCCUGAGGGCACAGAGGGGGCUCAUUUGUGUCCUGCAAAUACUAUCAGAAGCUCCCCAGGAGGUACCAGCCUACAGGACUGCUUACCCUGCCCACCUCAGUACUGGUGUAAACUCGGAGAUCCAGUCCUUCAUCUGUGUCCUGCUGGUCAUUUCUGUGAUGGUCUGCCUGGCAGUGACUUCGGUGGAGGAACAGGACCCAGGCCAUGUCCCCUGUACAGCUAUCGAGCUUUCCCUGGAGCAGGCAGCAAGGGUGACUGCCUGCCCUGCCCUCCUGGUUCGCACUGUAACAGCACAGGGUUAACAGACUACUCCAACAGUCCCUGCCCACCUGGUUACUGGUGCACUGGGUCUGGACCCCCCAUCUUCUGCCCCGCAGGCACCAAGAGGCCCCUUCCUGGAGCUGCUACACCCAGACAGUGCGAAGCCUGUGCAGGGGGAACCUUCUGUCCAGACCCUCAGGUUACAGGGAGGCCCAAUGUGCAGGGUAUCCCUUGCAGGGCCUCUUAUCAAUGUCCCGUGGGUGCAGUCUCAGAGAGGCUGUGCAGAGCUGGCUCAUACUGUGGACCUCUGACUGCGGAGCCUCAAGUCUGUCCUGAGGGUUAUUUUUGUCCUGAGGGAUCGCAUUCUUACAGUACCCCCAAACAACUCUGUCAGUUUCCCUACUACUGCCCAGCCAACAGCUCUGCCAUGAAGUCCUGCGAAGGGGGUUCCAUGCCUGUCAACACCAGCGGGCUCAGAGGAUCCAAAAACAGCUGCUGUAGUGUGUGUGAGGGGGGCACGUAUCGUCCGUAUCUCUCCCCCACUCCACAAUGCCUCCAAUGUCCACCGGGACACUUUUGCCCCCCAGGUACUGACCACUACAAGAGUACCCCUUGCCCUCUCGGGUAUGUCUGUCCCAUGGAAUCAGGCCAACCGACACCCUGCCCCCCUGGCACCUUUGGUAACCUCACUCAUGCUGAGAAAAUGGAAUACUGUCACCCUUGUCCAGCUGGCACCUUCAACCACCUACCUUCCCAGAAGGCCUGCUUUCUCUGUGGCAGCUCCUCUACCUCACCAGCUGGUUCUUCUUCUUGUACCUGUAUUGGUAAGAACCGUGCAUUCCAGCACUCGGAUGGUUCAUGUUUGUGUAGAACUGGUUUUAUCUUCUACAAUAAGCUGGAUUUCAAAAGCUCUACCUCUGACAGUGAAUUGGACUGCCAGCCUGAGGUCAGUAGCAGAUAUAAAGUGAACAGACGGUGUGCCACAGGACAAGUACGUCUGGCAGCAUCCAGAGUGUGUGUGUCACCUUCCAUCCACUCCUGUAAUAUCACCUGUGGACCACAUGGAGGAACUCUGGAUGUGGAGAUGGGAAUCUGCCAGUGUGAGCGAUAUGUGUCUGCUGAGGAGCUUUGCAAUACUUCCUGCCUUUCCCGACUGCCUCAGCUCUCUGCCCAGCUCUCGCCAGAUGGACACCUGCUGCUCAGCGUUAAAGAAAGAAACGGCAUGGUCUGGGCAAGGAGUGUAAUGGAUGUUUUAGGACCAGAUAUCCAUGUAAAGAAUUUCGGGAAAAUCCAUUUGGUCGAGUUUGACUCUGAAGGAGUGUUUGGUUGGAUUCCAACACAGAAAGGGCUUAUCCAUCACUUUCUGUCAGAACCAAUAGAGCUCCAAAAUACAAGACCCAGAAAGAGAAGAGACACAGAGGAAGAUGAUGAUGACCUGGCUGUUCUUCCUCGAAUCCCCAACCCCAUUGCCUGUCUCUCUUCCGGUGACAUGCUCAUUUUCCAUCUCACCAUCAACCACACUGACCGCCAUUUGAGUCACUUCCCAGUGUAUCAGAAAGACCACCUGUACAAUAGUAACCCCAGCUGGGACUUUGGUGCUUUCAGACAUCUGCAGAUACUCAUGAAGCAGACAAACUUCAACUCCACAAGGUUUGCCCAUGUGUUUUCAGAAACAGGGAAGUAUGUGUUUGCAGACAGUGCUGUCCCAGAGAGGAGUAUUGUGGUGGUGGUCAGUGAGGAGGGGACGGAGUGCAAUUCUAAGGCAUCUGUGUUCCAGCCCAUGACCCCGGCACAGCUGGUCAGAUACGGGAUUGUCAAGCAACACAAACUCAACCUUCUGCCUGACUGGGGAGUGAUUUCAGGGAUCCUCAGUCUGCUGCUGGUUGUGGUUGUAGUUCUAACCACCACAGUGCUAGUUCUGCAACCUAGCAAAGCAAAGCUGGUCUCUCAGUGGAGGACGAAGCCAAAGUGGCGCAGCCUCGGGGAGCCCUUCUGUCCGAUGGAGUGUGUCUGCAAUGAAAACAGCAUAGCUGUCCCAAGCAUAGGUGGCGUCCUAGGCAGUAGGGGUUUAGGAGAAGGCGCAGAGACUGAGGAACCCACCGUUUAUAAGGGAGGAAGUGUUUCGGGGCACUGUGAUUUGGAGGAGUUCAAUGUGAAAACUCUAUACGACAAACUAGAGGAUCAGAACCUCCACAUAGCUUCACAACUGGCUCAACAUCGCAAAGACACACAGGAGUUCUACAGAAACAUUUGUCAACAGACCGAAACACUUAAGAAUGUCUUCGAGAAUAUGGAUCAUAAAAAACUGACUCUUCUUAAAGAGCUGAUAGUCCAUAAUGCGAUGAGGGAUAAACCAACUAACAGCAGUGUGGGAGAGAGAGAUACACAAGCUGAGGCCUCUAUAGCAUUACUGGGAACUGUUCUCAGGUCUGUGGAAGCUCUCCUAUGCAGGCUGACAGGAGAAGCUUGGCAGAACCAGGAUUUGCCCGGUCUCGCAUACUGUCAUACUGGUCCUCAUGAUGCCGGGGAAUGUGAGCCGCAAACUGGAUACGCACAACCCGGUGACACCAACGUGUGUCAUACACAGUUUUCAUCGGUGACUAUGACCAAAGAACAAGCUCUUCUUCCAGUCCAUCUACAGAGCACAACCCCUUGUCUAAGUGACCAUGACCUAUCCGAGCUGGUCAGCAUAUCUCCUCUAUUCAAGACCCUGCAGGAGAUCCAGCAGUCUUUGCAGAGCCUCACCACAGCUGAGCCUAGUCAGCAUCUACACAAUGCAGCUACAGAGCACUGUGUCCAGGAGAGUCAUGAUAGGCAACUCAUCCCGGCGGCACUGGAGAACCUCUCACCUCAACACUCUGCUGUUUUCCUGUUUGGUUGCCAGGUGAUGCAGUUGCUUGAAAACUGCCCCCUGUUCCCCUCUGUGCCUUUGCUACUGGCCAAGUCAAUCCCUGUUUCUUCAUCCUCCUCUAAUGAGGCUAUGCUGGCACAUUGCUCAGGAGAUUUUUAUUUUGAUGCUACCAAUCAAAUCCUUUAUCUGUCAGAGGCAAAGCUUCAGCACGUGGGACAUUUUAUCGCCAUCAUCCUGCAGUCCAUGGCCCAUAUAGCCUCAGGAUCUGGACGCCAGAGCUUUAUGGAAGCUCUCCAUGAGGCCAUUUCAGCUCUAAGCCUUCAGCUGUUCAACUUCUCAUUCAAAUGGAGAACAGCAGAGUCGAAAUUCGAUGAUUCAGAGGGGCAGUAUGGUGCAUUAUUUAAAGAAUUUCUCAACAUUAAAGUUCCCUCUGAAGUGCAUUUCACUGAGCAUCUAUUACCUAGCAGACUUGAGAAAUACAAAUAUUUCAAGUUAGAGCAGCUCAUCUCUAACCUCAAACAGAUUUCAACUGAGGAAACAGACACGGGUUUACUACCAAAAGGGACACCGAUGCAGAUAUCCUGUAUAGAGGAGGAAAUUGACCACUUGAAUGAGUCAUUCUUGCAGCUUAGCGUGCAGCUACAGAAGAGAGCUCAAAUGAGCACAUGGCAAAAGGAGAGAGAGGAGAGUGCUGGAAGCCAUUGUGCGAGGGCAACACCAACAAGCAUGCCAAGCCUGAGUCGUAAUGGAACAAUCCUGCUGGAACUGAAGAGACGCCAUGUAUCACAGCGCCUCAAUGAGCUCCAAAUCACAUUAAGCCAGAUCAGACGGUGCCAGCAGCAUGACAGCAAGUCAAAAGAUGGGAGAAGAGGCCGUACACAAACAGACAGCAGCACCACUCAGCAGGGGCAGAGGGAGCAUUAUCCUGGCGUAGAUGGCUGCAGUCCCACUGACGGCCAGCGGCAAGACAGUAUUCCAGCUAGCCAAACUCACAGCUAACAAACCGUAGAGAGCAGAGGUCUUGAUCACUAUAAACUGGAGAGUCAUAUUUCUGACUAGCAGAGGAGUGAAGCUGUCCAGAGCAACAAACCCCACAAACAUUACUGGACUGCCAGAUGCUAGAGAGCCAAGAUCAGCUGCAUCUUAAUGUCCCAGGAAAACAGGAGGAAAACUUUCAGAUCCCAAUAGAAAAUCACAAUUGACAUACGGACACUGAUGACAUGUGGUUGCAUACUGAUAAGAAACUGGAUCUGAAUACAGAUAAAUGCUAUAAAUGUGUUGUUUAUGUGGUUCUCGCACCAAUAUUUCUCAGUCUCCUGCCUUUUUGUGCUCUUUCCAUUUCUGCCAAAAAUAGCUAGGUUAUCUGUGUACACUACGAUAUUCUGUCUUGCUUGUUGGGGAAUGAUCCGAGUGACCUCUGUCUUCAUCUGCACCAGCUUUAAAACAGUUCAGCUGUAUUCUUUUUAA